AUGAUUUCAGUACGUGGUCCUCUUACCUUUGAGGGGUGGUAUCCACGUGACCACAAGCCAGGGCAGUAUCCAACAACCGAUGAGGAGAGACGUGCAGCUGCUCUGAAAUAUGGACUCCGCCCAGAAGACUAUAAGCCUAUGGAUCAGGACGAUGUUGUUCGUUAUGCAGGUGACUACCCCGACUUUGGCCCUAUUACAUAUGACCAUAAGGAUCCCUACGAGAAUUGGACUGAUCGCCUUAAUAGAAGAAAUUGGGGAGAAAUGGUUCCUAUAGACAUGAUGCGCCAUCGAGCUGAUCGUUUGACUUUCACUGGAUUAGAAGCAGAAGAUUUCACUACGUAUGUUUAA
This is a messenger RNA of Cooperia oncophora, 348 nucleotides long. Lineage: Eukaryota; Metazoa; Nematoda; Chromadorea; Rhabditida; Trichostrongylidae. The record is from the annotation of a GenBank genome assembly.